AUGCCGGACACGCCCGAGAAGAAGCGCGGGCGAACGUCGCGAUGGGGCGAAGGCCUCGUCGCGAGGCGUAAGCAACCGGGGGACGAUCCCGCGGCGGCGACGCCGGGCGCGGGCGCGGGCGCGGGCGGCGCGGGCGGCGCGGCGAACGUCCCGCCGCCGCCGCCGCCGCCGGGCGCGAACGUCGCGACGACGCGCGUCCCGCCGCCGCCACCGCCGCCGGGCGCGGGCGUCGCGAACGACGCGCCGAUCGCGACGAUGCCGUCCGGCGCGAGCGCCAUGUCCGUCGAGGCCGCGAAAGCCGCCGCCGCGAAAGCCGCCGCGGCGAUCCAGGCCCAGCUCGGGAUGCCGCUCGGGUACGCGGACGUAGACGCCGCGCCCGCGGACCCCGCGCUGUACCCUGGCAUGCCCGAGGGCUGGGGCGCGGGGAUGAACGAGCCGCAGAGACAAACCGCCUACGCGCAACACACGCGUCAAGCGCGGCGGCUGUACAUCGGCGGCAUCCCGCCGGGCGCGAUCAACAGCGACGUGCAACGGUUUCUGAACGACCUGAUGCUCAACUCCGGCGCGGCGAUCAACCCGGCCGCGGGGCCGCCGGUCGUGGACGUGAAGAUUCAACACGAGAAAGGAUUUGGUUUCGCCGAGUUUACCAACUGCGACGACGCGCAAUCCGCGCUCAUGUUCGACGGCGUCGUGUACGGCGACACCGGUAGGAAGAUCCGCGUGAACCGUCCGCGCGAUUACGACCCGUCGAAGAACCCGGUGGUAAUUCGCGACGGGCUGCAGAUCGAGGGACCCAAGGGGAUCGGACUGCUCGGGGAGAAGCAGGCGAACGCGCCGCCGCCGUGGCCCGAGGAUCUGGCGAUCCCCGCGCCGCCGCCGCUCGUGAGCGAGUGGCCGAAGCUCCCGAAGCGCACGCCGGACGGCCCGAACAAGCUGUACGUCGGCGGGUUCGACCCGCUGCACACGGAAGGGCAGACCCGCCAGGUGUUGCAGGCGAUCGGGGAGCUGAAGUCGUUUUGCGUCAUGCCGGACGCGCGCGGUCGGAACACCGGGCACGUGUUUUGCGAAUUCGCGGAUCCGCGGUUAACCGUCGUCGCGGAAGAGGCGCUCACCGGCGCGUGGUGCUUCAGGCAGCCGAUCGUGUGCAAGCGCGCGAUGCCGGACGCGGCGCCGGCGAAGGAGGGCGACGCGGCGACGUACGCGAUCCCGGACAUCGCGCUGCCGCUUCUCGAGGAGCCCAACGAGAAGCUCUGGGCGUACAACGUUGUGUGCCGCGAGCACUGCGAACCCGACGACGUCGUCGCCGACGUCGUGGAGGUCGUCAGGCGCGAGUGCGCGGCCGUCUCCGGGUGGGACGUCGAGAGCGUUAUCGCGCACGUCGCGCCGGAACACGGGGACAAGCGGAUAUCGCUGGAGUUCGAGGAGGGCGGCGGCGGCGCGAGCGGCGUCGGCGGGACGGCGCUGGAAGCGGCGGUGAGGUGCUCGUCGAAGAUGAACGGAAGGACGUUCGAGGGUCGGACGAUGUGGUUCCGGUACGUCCCGCAGAGCGACGAGGAGUGGCAGCGGAGGAAGGAGAGGGAGGGGGUCUUCUCGCGGGAGACGGGGGCGGGGAAGGAUGCGGCGGCGGCGGCGGCGUUCGGGGGGGCUCUGCCGCCUCCGCCGGUCGCGGAGGUGGACUGA
Molecule: messenger RNA, 1680 nt
Organism: Micromonas pusilla CCMP1545
Lineage: Eukaryota; Viridiplantae; Chlorophyta; Mamiellophyceae; Mamiellales; Mamiellaceae
Exons: 1
Coding region: 1-1680 (559 amino acids)
Molecular function (GO): RNA binding
Source: RefSeq, a predicted model, not a curated record